Messenger RNA from Acromyrmex echinatior (Panamanian leafcutter ant), 1541 nucleotides. RefSeq lists its product as uncharacterized. The record is from RefSeq and is a predicted model, not a curated record. Lineage: Eukaryota; Metazoa; Arthropoda; Insecta; Hymenoptera; Formicidae.
UUUCUAAUUAAUAUUGACAACUUCGGUAUGACAUCUAAAGUGCUAAUGAAACUACCAACAGUGCCCUUCCCUCAAGUGAGUCAUCUUAUAUUUUCAUUAAAUGUUAUAGGAAGAAAAGACCCACCUGACCUGGAGAGAAAUGAUGGAUUCGCACAUGUUAGGCAUCAAGGUCUAAAUGUAGAUAGAGUCAUGCAACUGGAACAGAACAUGAAAUUUUUACAGGAACAACAUCAGACAACUUUGGUUGCUUUACACCAAGAAAUAGAAUGUUUACGUCAAAGAAACCGAGAUCUGCAAUUUCAAUUAGUAUUUUCCAAAAGAACACCCUAUGGUGCGGCUAGCAGUCCUUCUUCACCCGAAGAUAAUGGAAAUGGGUUUGCGAAAUCAAAAGGUAGCCCAAUAUGUGUCAAUGUAACACCUCUGCAAGUGGAACUUUUGGAGAAAGACUUACAAGACAUUAAGGUAUCAUUGCAAGAGGCAAAAACACAUAACCAGUACUUGUCGAAUAUUAUAGAGCAGCAAAAAAAAAGAUUGGAUGUAACAGAAGAUCAGAAGAACAAAAUCGAAGUAACAGAUGUUGGAAUUCAAGUCGGGGAUCCCGUACAAGCGAGCUUAGUUGUACUUUUAGAGGAAUCAUACGCGAUGGUGAAACGGUUACACAAGGAAAAUAUGGAUCAAAAAAAGGAAAUAGCUUCGUUACGUGCAGCUUCUUCAGCAAACAAUGCUAGUACAAGCAGAGGUGGGCGCUCCCGUGACGGUAAUAAUAGCCAUUACAAUCGUGGUUCGCCCACGAGUACGACACAGGAACAAAACUCUCGUAAAUUUCCACCGUUACCAAUACCGAGCUAUUGGCAUCGUAGAUCACCGAGAUACAGCACGAAUCGGCACGAGAAGCAAGAUCAUCAUGCAGAUACAGACUCGACCGUUUUACCGCAACUUCAGAAUGGUAGCGUGAAAUCAGCGGAAGCGGCUAGUUUCGAAUCACCAUCUUAUCGAUCACGCGAAUAUCGCAAUUACGGUCGCGACGGCAGCAAUCGCAAAUACAGAGGUCAAGCAUCGCGAAGAGACAGCAAUCAUUAUUAUCAUUCUCGCGAUUUCAAAGACAGAAAUUCCAAGGAUCAUCCGAGAGACACGAACGAUACUGGGGAGGGAUCGAAAGACGCGGAUCAUUCUCGGAGACAGUAGAUCGCAAAAUACAUGUUACCGAUACAUACAAAUUGAUGAACUUUAGUACUUUGAAACGUAUUAAGAAUUUCGAUACUAUAUACCAGUUCUAAGACUUAUUGAUAACGAGUGAUCAAUGUUUUCUUCACUGGUGCUGAUCGAUUACGACAGUCUCGUGCAUAUAUAGCAUGUAAUAGGAUAGCAACGACGAAUGAUUAUAAACUGUACGAUUUCGGUAGAAUACUGUCUGUAUAUGCUAAUUUUACUCAUUAUAGGCUGCCAUAAAGGAAUAUAGAAACUCGCGCUUUGUAGAUUGACCGAUAAUCAGCAGAGUGUUUAGCGAGACUUUUUGCUCUAAAUGAGAUUUUUUCUUCCUG